AAAAAAUGACGAGAGGGUAUUCAUUAGAAAAAGAUUUAAGAUUACUAAUAAAUAAUCCUAAAUACAGCGAUAUAGAAAUUUUAUGUGAGGAUGAAAAGAAAUUACAUGGUUGUAGAGCUAUUUUAGCAGCAAGAUCUGAAGUAUUUGACAGAUUACUUUAUAAUGGAAUGAAAGAAAGUCAUGAAAAUAAAAUUUCUUUUCCAAAGAUUAACUCUGCCGGAAUGGAGAUUAUAUUAGAAUAUACUUAUACGGGAUCAGUUGAAAAGGAAUCUUUAACAAAAGAUAAUAUAGUUGAAGCAUUUUACGCUGCCGACUAUUUUCAAUUACCAGACCUUCAGGAUUUUAUUACGAAAAUUUUCGAAAAUACAUUAGAAAAAAAUAAAAAUGAAAAUUGUUCCCCAGAAUUACUUUCUAAAUUCGCAGAAAAAAUACCAUUAACAGAAGAUAAUAGUUUACUAAAUCUACUAGUUGAAGCAGUAGCAACUAUUCCAUUAAAUACAAUUGGAUUUGAUCGAUUGUCUAUUGCAGGUCUUAAAUAUCUUUUAUCUUGUACACAUGAAAAAGAUGCUCCUUUUGUAACUCCAGAAUAUGAAGUUUUUCGGUAUAGUGCUAUUCUUGCUGCAAAACAAGUUUCUAAUUGUGCAUAUAAAGCUUUAAUGAAACAGUUACCAACCUUGGAACAAAUUAAACUAAUAGAAAACCCAAUGCAAGUAGAAAAUGAAAAUAAACUUGUUACCGAUCAUCAAAAAGUUGCUAAAGAAUUGGAGCCUCUAGUUAGUUUCAUUGAUUUUAAAAGAAUUGAAGGUCAAAUUUUGACCGAUAUCAUUGACCCGCUAGAAAUUAUCUCAACAAAAAUAAUUUUAGAUGUUUAUCGGCAAAGAGUAAGAUCAAACAUUUCCAAUAUAAAUAAUAUUCGAGGGGUACCUAUACCAAAUUAUUCCAAUUAUGUUUGGGAUGAGACAGCAUGUGGUUCAAGACUUAUUAUUGAGGAUAACGGAAAAGUUGUAUAUGCACAAAAUAAUUGGUUUGACCUCCAAAGUGUUAGAGCUAAAGUGGCAUUUGAAAAUAAAGGUAUCUUCGAAUGGGAUGUUAUUAUUGAGAAAAAUUGUGUAUAUGCUUGGGUUGGAGUAUGUUCGUUAGAAAAUUUUAAUUAUGAAACCUUUGCAGGAUAUCAAUCUACUGGAUGGGUAUUAGGUUCCGAUGGUAGUUAUAGUCAUGCAAGUAAUAGAAUAUACAAUAAUUAUCCAUCAUUUGGUGAUGGCUCAAAAAUUACAGUUCAUCUGGACAUGAAUAAAAGAACUUGUGCUUUUACGAUCAAUGGUACAAAAUAUCCAGCGAUAUCAAGUUGGAAUAAUUUACCAUCAAAGCUUUAUCCAGUAGUAACAUUAAAAUACCCUGGUCGAUUUCGAAUUCAGCCUCAUCAAAAAUAGAAUAAAAUUUCUGUCAUUAUUUUUAGCUAUAGAAUUUGGGAAUUAAAAAAUUUUUUUAGUAAAAAUGAUAUUAGCUUUAUUGUUAUUUUUCUUUCUUACUUUAUCGACUGAACCACGUUCCCAGCGUAAAAAUCAAUAAAACUUAAAAUUAUAAGAAUAAAUACUUUCUCUACAAGUUUGAUUAG
Messenger RNA from Rhizophagus irregularis DAOM 181602=DAOM 197198, 1615 nucleotides. Lineage: Eukaryota; Fungi; Glomeromycota; Glomeromycetes; Glomerales; Glomeraceae. The record is from RefSeq and is a predicted model, not a curated record.